This is a messenger RNA of Dioscorea cayenensis subsp. rotundata (Guinea yam), 1380 nucleotides long. RefSeq names its product GDSL esterase/lipase ACHE-like. The record is from RefSeq and is a predicted model, not a curated record. NCBI's taxonomy places the organism in Eukaryota, Viridiplantae, Streptophyta, Magnoliopsida, Dioscoreales, Dioscoreaceae. Gene Ontology annotation, molecular function: hydrolase activity, acting on ester bonds.
UGAAUUUAUUAGGCAUACUUGUCUUCUUCUCAUUCCUAAGUAGAAAAUUAUCACAUCCUUAACAAACCCAAAAGCCCUUGUACUUUCUAUGUUCCCAUUAUUUGAUUUCUCAUUCCUCCACAUUUAAAUCAAAUACUCUCUCCUUAAAACAAUUCUAUAAAUACAAACACCAACCUUAUUCCAACUCUUUAUACAAUAAAAAAUAAGGAAAAUAAAAAAUAAAAAAUGAACCUCCUCAUGACAUGCCUCAUCCUGCUUCUAUCACUCCAAGCUUCCUCUUGCACACCAUGCAAAUUCCCUGCCAUAAUUAACUUCGGUGACUCCAAUUCUGACACCGGCGGCCUCUUUGCCACCUUCGACCGCCCUAGUUCGUCUCCAUAUGGAGAGACCUUCUUUCACAUGCUAGCCGGUCGAUACUCCGAUGGCCGUCUUAUUAUCGACUUUAUAGCUGAGAGUUUUGGUUUGGCAUACUUGAGUGCAUACUUAGACUCUUUAGGCACUAACUUUAGUCAUGGAGCCAACUUUGCCACUGCUGGAUCAACCAUCAUGCAACAAAGUGCGCCACUAAAUAAAGGUGGCUAUAGUCCCUUCUCAUUAGAUGUCCAGUUAUUGCAGUUCUCUCAUUUUAAAUCCAGGUUUCAAAUGAUCUCCAAAAAAGGAAAAGUUUUCAAAAGCUUGAUGCCGAAGAAGGAUUAUUUCAAAAGAGCUUUGUAUACAAUUGACAUCGGUCAAAACGAUCUCACCGAGCUUUUUUUUAGUAAUCAAUCUGCUGAUGAUUAUAUCCCAUUGACAAUGAAGGUGUUCAGAGAAGUUGUAAAAGAGGUGUAUAAACACGGUGGCCGACACUUUUGGAUCCAUAACACGGGUCCUUUAGGCUGCCUGGCCUAUGCUCUUAUCAGAAGACCUUCGUCCUCCCCGGAACUCGAUUCGGUUGGCUGUGCCGUGAUUUUCAAUAAAUUAGCACAAAAAUUAAAUAACAUGCUCAAUGAAACAGUGACACAGCUCAGAAAAAAUCUGCCUUCUGCAACAUUCAUCUAUGUAGAUGUUUACUCUGCUAAAUACAAGCUUUUCAGCAACGCAGAAAAACAUGGAUUUGAGAUUCCAUUGAGAACAUGCUGUGGGUAUGGUGGUGGUGAUUAUAACUUUGAUCUUAAUGUGAUGUGCGGAGACAAACGCAUAGUGAAAGCAUGUUCAUAUCCAGAUAAAAGCAUAAUUUGGGAUGGAGCUCAUUACACUGAAACUGCAAACAAAUGGGUUUUCAACGAGAUAGCCACAGGAAAAUAUUCACAUCCUUCUCUUCCUCUUUCUCAGGCUUGUUAAUGAAUAAUUCCCUUAGAUCAUGUUGCGGAGAACAAACAGCUUGAUGAGUGGACCGAUUAA